UCUCCGGCUUCCAGGUUCCUUCAGUUUGCCCACGCCCUACUUCGGGCCCAAGGAGCUGUGGGGACGCCCGUGCUAGAGGCCCCGAACCUGGGUGACUGGAGAGAAAACCAUUGGAGCGAGUGUCCCCAACACCAGGCGGCGGCGAGGGUCUAGAAGAAAGAAAUCGGGCGGCGGGGAGAGAAUCCUUCCUGUAGGCAGGGCGAGGGCCUGUCUGCCCUGCCUCUCUCCACCUGAUUUCGUUAGGAAGGGAGCUGCCCCGACUGUCCCAGCCGGGUGGAGCGCCUCGGAGCAGGGGACGGACCAACCUGCCGCGAUGGAGGCGACAAGCAGCUGGGCGCUGCUGCUGCUGCUGCUGCUGCUGCUAGUGCUGCCGCUGGCGCUGUCCCGGACCCGGACCGGAAGCCACCUGCCCCCUGGGCCCGCGCCGCUGCCGCUGCUGGGGAACCUCCUGCAGCUCUGGCCCGGGGAGCUGUACUCGGGGCUCUUGCGGCUGAGUAAGAAGUAUGGACCGGUGUUCACCGUGCACCUGGGACCCAGGCGGCGUGUGGUGGUCCUGGUUGGGCACCAGGCUGUGCAGGAGGCCCUGGGAGGUCAGGCUGAGGAGUUCAGUGGGCGGGGGAUGUUGGCGACGCUGGACCGGACCUUUGACGGCCAUGGGGUUUUCUUUUCCAAUGGGGAGCGGUGGAGGCAGCUGAGGAAAUUCACCAUGCUUGCUCUGCGGGACCUGGGCAUGGGGAAGCGACAAGGCGAGGAGCUGAUCCAGGCGGAGGCCCAAUGUCUGGUGGAGGCAUUCCAGAGAACAGAAGGACAGACAUUUGACCCCUCCCUGCUGCUGGCCCAGGCCACCUCCAAUGUCGUUUGCUCCCUCACCUUGGGCCUUCGUUUCCCCUAUGAGGAUGAGGAGUUCAAGGCUGUGGUCCAGGCAGCUGGCGGCAUCCUCCUGGGGAUCAGCUCUCCAUGGGGCCAGGCCUACGAGAUGUUCUCCUGGCUCCUGCAGCCCCUUCCAGGCCCCCACACCCAGCUCCUCCACCAUGUGGGCACCUUGGCUGCCUUCGCCAUUGACCAGGUGCAGCGGCACCGGGGGAAUCUGGACACCUCAGGCCCUGCAGGCGAUGUUAUGGAUGCAUUUCUGCUGAAGAUGGCAAAGGAGGAACAAGAUCCAAACACAGAAUUCACUGACAAGAAUUUGCUGAUGACUGUCAUUUAUCUGCUGUUUGCCGGGACAGUAACCGUCAGCGCCACGGUCCGCUACACCCUCCUGCUCCUGCUGAAAUACCCUCAGGUCCAAGAGCGCGUGCGGGAGGAGCUGGCAAGAGAGCUAGGGGCUGGCCGGGCGCCAGGCCUGGGGGACCGAGCCCGCCUCCCGUACACAGACGCGGUUCUGCAUGAGGCACAGCGGCUGCUGGCACUGGUGCCCAUGGGGAUACCCCGCGCUCUCACGAAGACCACCUGCUUCCGAGGGUACACCCUGACCCAGGGCACUGAGGUCUUCCCCCUCCUGGGCUCUGUCCUGCAUGACCCCAGCGUCUUUGAGCAGCCUGAGGAGUUUAACCCAGGCCGAUUUCUGGAUGCAGACGGAAGGUUCAAGAAGCAAGAGGCAUUCCUGCCCUUCUCCUUAGGUAAGCGUGUCUGCCUCGGGGAAGGCCUGGCUCGAACGGAGCUGUUCCUCCUCGUCACCACCAUCCUGCAGGCCUUCUCCCUGGAGAGCCCGAGCCCACCCAAUGCCCUGAGCCUCCAGCCAUCUGUCAGUGGCCUUUUCAACAUCCCCCCACCCUUCCAGCUGCAAGUUCGGCCUACUGACCUCCACCCCACCCCAUUGUGUAGACCAAAUGAAGGAGGGGCGUCGGGAGGUAGUGGCCUUGACCAUGGGCAUGGACAGGUCUGCAUUCGCAGCCACAAGUCUGCACCACAGGAAACCACAUUCACACACCUGUAGUUGUUUUCUAGGGUCAGUCACACAGAUGUUCGGCCUACUUGUCCACAGGGCCACACUCACUGGUCACACAGCUGUUGAAGCACACAACCACACACCCAUACACGGCCACGAGGCAACUUAGCCACACAAGCUUUCUAUAGUUUAGUCUGCAUAGAAUCACACGCCCAGAUAACCCAGCAACUUUCGCACAACGUAACUGCCCUGGACUCACAACCCACCUGUGGGAGUUCAGCUGCCACUGCAACAACCACCAUGUUCAUGGGCCACACACCCUCGUCACUCUCGAACUUACCAGUGCCAUUGUCUCUGGGAGCCUGGUGUAAAGAGCACACAACUUCCUGGGUCAUGUCACCUCACAGAGAGACUGUCCUCAACCCUCAAGGGACCACACCACUGUCCAGGCACAUGACCAUCACCAGUCACAUUCCCCCAAGCACUGAACAACACAGUCAGCUCACACAUGACCUCGUCCUGGCUCCUGAAUACCUUCCACUCAGAGUUCAAGCCCAGCCUCCUCAGCACCUUCAGCUUUCAAGGACACCCCUCUCCAAGCAUCCUGAUCCCAAAAUUCUCCCAAAUAUGGGUACACCCCCAUUGUGCAGUUGUAAACACAGGCCUGGGAACCAAGUAAACUAGGACACACAAGGAUCCUCAGACAGAGGAACACCCGCCGUACACACUGCAGCCUACGCAACCACAUUGAAAGCCUCCCCUGCCCCCUUAACACAGACGGUGACCCGCUGUCUCAAUUGACUUAAGGGAAAGGGCUAGACGACCAAGCAGGGGCCAGAUUCCAACUCCCUGUGUCAGGGAAGAGGCCAGGUCUUACAGCCUUGUGGCUCGAAGGUCCCUAUUUUGCAAUAAAAGUUUGUUCCCGUG
Phyllostomus hastatus (greater spear-nosed bat) is the source of this 2815-nucleotide messenger RNA. Its product is annotated as cytochrome P450 2S1. Gene Ontology annotation, molecular function: iron ion binding; oxidoreductase activity, acting on paired donors, with incorporation or reduction of molecular oxygen, reduced flavin or flavoprotein as one donor, and incorporation of one atom of oxygen; heme binding. Gene Ontology annotation, cellular component: intracellular membrane-bounded organelle; cytoplasm. Gene Ontology annotation, biological process: xenobiotic metabolic process. The record is from RefSeq and is a predicted model, not a curated record. Lineage: Eukaryota; Metazoa; Chordata; Mammalia; Chiroptera; Phyllostomidae.